Messenger RNA from Kwoniella botswanensis, 1818 nucleotides. RefSeq lists its product as uncharacterized. The coding region runs from base 1 to 1818 and encodes 605 amino acids. Lineage: Eukaryota; Fungi; Basidiomycota; Tremellomycetes; Tremellales; Cryptococcaceae. The transcript is spliced from 7 exons. The record is from RefSeq and is a predicted model, not a curated record.
AUGUCAAAAUCAAAAUUAAAAGCCAAAUCAAAUCCUGACCACAUAGAUACUCUAUCAUCUUUCCACUCUCUAUCCUCAGGAGUCGAAAGCCUCCCCCAUUCUUCUGGAAUUGGCAGUCUUCCAGAAACCUUACCUUCAGACAGCCCUCCGUCCGCAUCACAAGAAUUUGCCACCUUCGCCGAAUCACUAUCUGUCUUCAAGGCAUCAGCAAGAGCGCGAAACAGAGCCGAGAGUAAAGAUCUCGAGUUCUCGGCUGACUUGGCUUUGGCGCAUCAAAUCUGCGCAUUUGAACAACUCUUCCACCAAGCGUUGGCAGCCUUUCAUGGGACGAAGCGACCCGCUAUGCGCUCUAGUUUUCGGGAGAAGAUCGACAGAAGCUCGGUGAAGGGAGUGAAGAGGGAGCUUAAAGGGAUUAAAGGUAUUGAGAAGGAGGAUAAUAUCCACUAUUUGGUAGGAUUGCUUGAGAAGAUCACCGACUCUCAGAGAAAGGCUGAAGACAAUAUGAUCGACGAGAGACUGUUGACAUUGAUUCAAGACAAUUUCAUCAACGCACUCCUGAAUCGACAAAUUGAGCUCCGUACUUGUCGAAACCUCCCUGAUAAUCAAGUUGGACUUUUCAGAAGGCACACGACCACUACUAAGGUCACAGCCAAGAAGAGAUCGAAAGGUCGAAAGGACAAAAGUGCAUUACAGUUCGGCAAGAUGGACAUGACAGGUAUUGAAUACCUUAUUUUGACACUUCCUACUUCUGAAAUACAAGAUAUAAAAGACGCGGAGGAGAAGGGGUUUCAUCCCGGGCUGUGUUUCAAACGACUAAGGCAUGGGAAAGUAACGGUGAUGAUGAAUUUAGGUUUCGGUCGGUCUGUCAAUCACGCUUGCAUCUGCAACGUUGAUUGGGAUAUGCCGGAUAAUGAGCUAUACAAGCUUAUCGAUGCAGCUGAUGGUGGCAUAGCCACGCAGGAGUUCGAGUUCGUGCAAACCUCAUCGAUCAGACCAGGAGAAGAGAUCUUAGCUUAUUAUAGUGAAUUCUUUGCUAAACACUUUUGUACCUGCCGAUGGGGAGACAAGGAAGACCAUGAUUAUUCCAGUAGUUCAUCCGAACAUGAUUCCUCGCCAGAUUACACCGAUAAGAAGAGUAACAAGAAAAAACGAUAUACGAAAAAGAAAUCGACUACACUUUCUAGAAUGAAGGCGGGACCGUCCGACCUCACUGAGAAACCGCUCAAGCGAAAUAGUACGGAGAAUAUGUCAAUAUCAGAAAAUUCCGACGCGACAAUUUAUGGAGCUGAAUCGACUAUCAGAGCUUCCACUGAAUGUGGUUACUUGGAAAAAGAUAGAGCAAAAGGAUCACCUCGCACUCCUGAGGUUAACGCAUACUCGGACGAGAUUUCACCUCCAACUUUCCUCCCUUACCGUCCCAAGAAUCUCAAAUCUUCUCACGUUCCACCGACCGGAUUACCUGAAGGGAAACCCAAGGACAUGGCACACUUCCAUACUUCUCCCCAGCACGUUGGUGACACUCCAACAUCCCUCCCUUGGGGAUUUACCGAUGCCGAUCCAGAAGAACGUAUCAUAGGGCUUAGCGCCGCGACAUCAAAUUUGGCUGGAGACACUCAAGACAAGAGAUAUGAUGAGCUAGAUAGGGCCACUUCGAACCUAACUUCCCUCCCAUGGACACCGGUAUCCACUUCCAGAUCAAAGACUCCAAAUCCCGUCACAGCCUAUCGAAAUACUAUGGUCCCAGCUCCUCUUGGGCAACAAGCUACCAAGAGCAGUCGAAGUGGCGGAAGCCGGAAAGAUCGUGCUCGUAGAAUUUGA